Musca domestica (house fly) is the source of this 476-nucleotide messenger RNA. RefSeq lists its product as uncharacterized. The coding region runs from base 45 to 428 and encodes 127 amino acids. The record is from RefSeq and is a predicted model, not a curated record. Lineage: Eukaryota; Metazoa; Arthropoda; Insecta; Diptera; Muscidae. The transcript has 3 exons.
AGUAAUUUCAGUGUAAAACCCGUAGCAUUUGCCUAAACAUCAAUAUGAAAUAUCAAACGGUUUUAAUUUGUGCCAUAAUUUUGCCAGCCGUCUUGGCCAUAACACCGCAGAGACACAGAGUCGCUGAGUUGCUGAUUGGCGAUGAAGCUAACCUCAUUGAUCCCGAUUGUUUCGCCCAAGUUAAAAACGAAUUAAUGCGUGAAAUCGACGAUGCCGUGGAGAAAUAUGUUGAGAAGGUCGAAAACGGCCAGAUCAUUUACAAAAAGGGUCUUCACAUGAAUGUUUCCAGUUUCCUUGAUAGAACCCUGUUGCCCAGUGUUUUGGUCCACGCCAGUGAGGAGUGUAUUGAACAUGUUAAAGAAGUUUUCAAAGUGAUUUUGAAAAAUCGCUAUGGCGAUGCUAUUAAAGCUAUUGAUCCUGAUUUCUAAUUAAAAUGAGUACAAAUUUUUUAUAGAUUUAAAAGUUUUAGUUCUAUA